This is a messenger RNA of Guyanagaster necrorhizus, 495 nucleotides long. RefSeq lists its product as uncharacterized. The record is from RefSeq and is a predicted model, not a curated record. NCBI's taxonomy places the organism in Eukaryota, Fungi, Basidiomycota, Agaricomycetes, Agaricales, Physalacriaceae. The coding region runs from base 1 to 495 and encodes 164 amino acids. The transcript has 4 exons.
AUGUCCCUCUGCAAGGAUCCUGCUACUACUUCUCAUCUUGAGCAUUAUAAAAGUGAGCUCACCAGGGAUAAGGACCUCAAGGAGUCAGUUUUUCAUGCUUGCACUGCUAUUGAAAAGGAAUUCCAUACCAAUGCUUCCAAGCAGUCUAUCUAUAAGGUGCUCAAGACCAUCACUGGAUGGGUUCAAAGUGAGCAAGGUCAGCUUGCAGAUGCCAGAGUCAUUGCAUGCAAUAAGGGCAAAGGCUGCACUAUUUGUCAUUCUCAUGUCACCAUUGAUACUGAGUCUGAUGAUGAUGAGGAUGAUCCAGACAAGGUAGCAGUCCAUUCUGAUUCUGAUACUGAGUCUAUUAAAAUGGUCAUUGAUGAGGAGGCCUCCAGGGCUGGGUGGUUUCUGAAGUUUUUCAAGGCUAAGUCUAGCAAUGUGGUUACUGAGGACAAGCAUAAGGAACCCUACAAGAUCAGAGUCUUUGCAUGUUAUCAGUGUCCCCUUCACUAA